Messenger RNA from Labeo rohita (rohu), 5428 nucleotides. RefSeq names its product lysine (K)-specific demethylase 4B (gene kdm4b). The coding region runs from base 117 to 3638 and encodes 1173 amino acids. Gene Ontology annotation, biological process: chromatin remodeling. The record is from RefSeq and is a predicted model, not a curated record. Gene Ontology annotation, cellular component: nucleus. Gene Ontology annotation, molecular function: histone H3K9 demethylase activity. Lineage: Eukaryota; Metazoa; Chordata; Actinopteri; Cypriniformes; Cyprinidae. The transcript has 21 exons.
GCCCAACGCUGCUGUAACACUACCGAGCCUUUGGAAUCGAGAAAACGAACAGAAUCGAGGAGAAAAUAGCGAAAAAAGAGGAGAAAACGACCCAGAGCAGGAGCUGACCUGCAGUCAUGGACCCGUCAUUACCUCCGGACCCGAACCCCGAGCCUGAACCGGCUCUAGGUGUCACUCCACAAGCAGACGCCCCUCACGGUUCACCUGUCCAACCCACCCUGGAUUUGAACCCUCAGCCAUGCCAGGAACCGCUUUCAGUUCCAGCCCAGGAACCAUCUCCAGAACUGACCCUGAACCCAGAAAUAAAGCCAGAACCAUCAGCACCAGAGCUUACACCAGAACCACCGAUCCCAGAACCAUCCCCGGCUCCGGCCCUGGGACCUCCUCCAGCAGCCAACUCCUCCUACAAGAUCAUGACCUUCAGACCCACCAUGGAGGAGUUCAAGGACUUUGGGAAGUACAUGGCUUACAUUGAGACCCAAGGAGCUCAUCGUGCUGGUCUUGCAAAGGUUAUUCCACCAAAGGAGUGGAAGCCGCGGCGUUCAUACGAGACCAUUGAGGAGAUGGUCAUUCCCGCUCCAAUCAUGCAAGUGGUGACCGGUCAAUCGGGACUCUUCACACAAUACAACAUCCAGAAGAAGUCCAUGACGGUCGGAGAAUAUCGCAAACUGGCUAAUAGUAAAAAGUACUGCACACCUCAACACAAAGACUUUGACGACCUGGAGAGAAAAUACUGGAAAAACUUGACGUUUGUGUCGCCUAUUUACGGCGCAGACAUCAGCGGGUCCCUCUAUGACCCGGACAUUACGGAGUGGAACAUCGGUCAUUUGAACACUCUUCUGGACAUGGUGGAGCAGGAGUGUGGGAUUGUUAUUGAGGGCGUCAACACACCCUACCUGUACUUCGGCAUGUGGAAAACCACCUUCGCCUGGCACACGGAGGACAUGGACCUCUACAGCAUCAACUACCUGCAUUUCGGCCAACCAAAGUCCUGGUAUGCGAUUCCUCCCGAGCACGGCAAGAGGUUGGAGAGGCUGGCGCAAGGAUUUUUCCCAGGAAGUUCUCAGGGCUGCGACGCGUUUCUCCGUCACAAGAUGACCCUCAUUUCUCCAUCCAUCCUGAAGAAAUACAGCAUCCCCUUUGACAGAAUCACGCAGGAGGAGGGUGAGUUCAUGAUCACGUUUCCGUACGGAUAUCACGCCGGAUUCAACCACGGCUUCAAUUGCGCAGAGUCCACAAACUUCGCAACCCUGCGCUGGAUCGACUACGGCAAAAUGGCCACACUGUGCUCGUGUCGUAAAGACAUGGUGAAGAUCUCCAUGGACGUCUUUGUCCGCUGCUUGCAGCCCGACCGCUAUGAUCUGUGGAAACAGGGGAAAGACAACACGGUCCUGGACCACCUCAAACCCACGAACCUCACCAGCCCCGAGCUGGAGCACUGGAGGAAAAACAGAGUCACAUACAGAGAGAAACUCCUGCGCAGAGCUCAGGCGAAGGUGAAACAGUUCCGACGUCUGAAGCUGGAGGAGGUAAAGAUCUUGGCGGAGGAGGGAGUGGACCUGGACAUGAGCGAGUACCUGCGUAAGGUGGAGGAGCGCGAGCAGCAGCGACGGCAGCAGAAGGACGAGCGCAUGGCGCGAGAGGCGCUCCUCACACUAGAGGCGCUGGAGAGGGAGGAGCAGGAGCAGGCGGAAGCGGAAGCGGCCCUUCGCGAAGGAGCAGGCGAAGAUGGAAAAACAGAAUCUCAGGAUCCUCCACAGCAAAACGGAGAGGAGGAGGAGAAGAAGAAGAAGAAGAAAAAGAAGAAGCCGAAGCAUCCCGACGAGCUCUCCUUUCAGCAGGUGUUUGAGCAGUUCGCUUCCACCGAAACUCAGAAUCAGAGUAACGGAGCUGCUCCUGGCCUGCAGCCGAGUCCCUUUACGAAGCUGAAGAAGAAAGUUGAGGUGAAGAAGAGCCGAAGACAUCCGUUCAGCAAGCCUCCCAUGCGUUCGCCUCACUCCAUAGUCAAACAGGAAGCUUCCAGCGAUGAGGAGUUGUACUCUGGGCUGCCUGUAGGUGGCGGCGUCCAGCCGGAGGCCAAGAAGUCUGAGGAGAUCGCGCUGUGGCAGAACCGCUCGCCAAACUUCCUUGCCGAGAAACAAUUCAACGCCGCGAUGGCGACCAUCGAGCCACACUGCGCCAUCUGCACGCUUUUCUGUCCGUACACACAGCCCAUUAAGGACGCCUUCCACAUCUCAGACACAUCCGGCUUGGUGUCCCGGGUCGGCUGUCGCACGCGUCCGCUGGUCCCAGAGAUGUGCUUCAGCGCGGGUGCCGAGAACACAGAACCGCUGCCGUCGAACUCCCACAUUGGCGACGACGGCACCAGCGUCCUCCUGUCCUGCGGGAGCUGCGGACUACAGGUCCACGCAAGUUGUUACGGCGUCAAUCCCGACACGAAACAGGAGGGCUGGACGUGUUCACGAUGUACUGCGGCCGAAUGGACAGCUGCCUGCUGUUUGUGCAGUUUAAGAGGAGGAGCUUUGAAGAAAACCACAGAUGACAGGUGGGUUCACGUGAUCUGCGCCGUCGCUGUGGCCGAGGCUCGUUUCGUUAACGCGGUGGAGCGAGAGCCGGUGGACGUGACGGCCGUACCCGACACCAGGAAGAGUCUGAAGUGCGUCUACUGCCACAAAACGACUAAGCAGAUCUUUGGUGCGUGCAUCCAGUGCUCGUUGGACAACUGCUCCACGUCCUUCCACGUCACCUGCGCCCUCCUCGCCGGAGUGGUCAUGAAGCCGGCCGAUUGGCCGUACGUGGUGUCCGUCACCUGCCACAAACACAAACAAACCAAUCAGAAGGUGCGUAGCCACUUAAGAAGGGAUCUUAAUGCACAUGGUGAUCCUCAAACUGACGCUUUACCUCCACUGCAGGUCAAAAAUAGUUCGCGUGAGCUGUCUUUGGGUCAGGAGGUCAUCGGCAGGAGCAGCAACGGCUGGUUCUACCGCUGUACCAUCACCGGCAUCGGCACGCAGAACUACUACGAGGUCAACUUUGACGACGGCUCCUACUGUGACAACGUCUUCCCAGAGAACCUGCUGAGUCACGACUGCCUGAGGAACGGCCCUCCAGAACUGGGCGAACUCGUGGUGGUCAAGACAGUCGACGGACGGGUUCUCAACGCGUCUUUCGUCAAGGAACACGUCCACCGAUACUACCAGGUGGAGUUUCAGGACGAGACACAGAUCUUACUGAAACGUAGCGAGAUUCAUUCUCUGAACCAAGAGCUGCCCAAGAGGGUCAUGUCUCGUCUGGCAACUGUGAACCAACAGCAACCUCAGGCGCAACCGUCAGACGAACCUCUGGCUGCGAAACGCCCACGUCUGCCGACCCCGCCGCCUACGUUAGCCAUCGAGCCUUCGGCGCUACCUCCAGAAAUAGUGACCGCUUUCCUGCCCGCUAGUAUUACUUCAAACACCAGCACUGCCCCUUGCCUGCCUCCCCCAGCCUCACUUCCUGUUUCAGCACCCACACUUUCUGCUCCGGAACCGAGCGAGAGUUACACUCACAGCUCCAGCUACAUAGCCUACAUGGAGUCUCUCCUCAACUCGGACUUCCCUCCAGAGGAGGGCGAACAAGGUGUCGAGCCGAUGUAUUGAAGCGCUGCCGUGCGGCACCAUCUGUUCGUCGACGCUUCGUACGGACUUUUGAUUCAUCCACUGCAUGUCUUUGUUUCAUUUAUUCGCUGUCGUGCUAAUCCGAGUCUCCCACCCGUGAACGGUGCGUGUGGGACGCAUGUGUGUCAUUAUAGACUGAAGCGGGCCCAGUACAUAGCCUUGGGGGACGCCGCACUCUUCCGACCCUUCCCACAAUCCUUCGCUCCGGUUCUUUUGAGCCGCCAUACGUUUUCAGAUGGGAUAAUCAUUCACUGUACGUGCUGUUUACUUUAUACCUGAUUGUUUUCUCUAACGAGUGCUAAAUAUUUUUCUAACUCGAGCCAAAAUGUCACGCUACCCGGUCACAGAUCAAAAAGACAGUCUAUAUCUGUACAGUUUCAGGUAUUUUUCUCUGUACUCAAGUGUCCGGAGGGGUCACAGGAAGAGUUCUAGUCAGGGGUCGUGGGAUUUAACAAGUAUUUAAAUGUCUUUUGUCACAUAUAGAUUUAAUAUUUGUAUAAAGAAAAAUCACGAUUAUGGCAGCAUCAGAAGCUACAGUUUUCAGUUAGCAUUCACAUCCGUGUCCGAUAGAUUUGCGCGUCUUCAUGUAUUCUUCUAUAAUCGACGAUACAAUGUUUUUCAGCGCCAGAUGAUUUGUUUUUGUAGCAUACUUGGUAGACGUUGAUAUUGAAUACUAUUCACCCUGUCUGUUUUUUAUUAUGAUUACCGUUGUUGUUAUGAUUAUUAUUUUUAUUGAUUUUUAUUUUGGUGAAUCUUUGCAACACAAUGUUAAAAGAUGAAAAAAAAAGGAAGUUGAAUUUAUCAUUUUUAUUCAAGAGGUUGAAGUGGCGUACAUUUAAGCGUAUAGUCAUAGGUGAUGUUAAACACACACGCAAUCCGCCUUCUCAAGGUGCUAUAGAGGUCUUAGACUACUGAGGGGCGAUCCGGGUCAUGUGACCCACUAUGAGGUGUACAUACUAGACGUCCUGCUCGCGAAUUGGAAAAAAUUUUCUUCAGUGUAACUUCUAUUCUUUUCAAAUGCCAUGUCACAUUGAAAUAAAGGGUCUGGGUUGUCGCUACGGAUUUGCUUUCUUCUUUUUGUUGUUUGCCCAUCUUUGUUGUUUUGUCUUGUGUGGUGAGCGAUUAUCGAUCGGAAGGCCUCCAAAUAAUUUGGAAACAAACUCUGGGACGAGACUGGAUCGUCAUUUUAGAUUGAAGCCAAGACGGACCCAGUACAUAGCCUUGGGGGACGCCUGAUUCUUCCGACCCUUCCCGCAAUCCCUAGCUCCGCCUCUUUCGUUAAACCGAAAGAGCUGCCACACAUGUUAGGAUCUAAUUAUCAUUCCUUUAAGUAGACAUUUUGAAAAAUGAUUAAUUGCAUACAUUUUUAUUGCAUUAUUAAAAAAUAAGUGCAGAAAAUGUUCUCUAUUUUUUCAUCUGAAUUACAGCUCUAAGAUAAUGAAUUUUUACAGAUGAAGUGCAUACUGUGGUUCGAACCUAGCGAGCGCAUCCUCUUCCCUUCCGUUUGAUGUGACUACCACCGUUCUCGUCUCAACAGCGUUUGUUGUUUUCCGCCCGCCAGUGACGCCUACGGCCGCUCUGACACUAGAUGCGGUGUGUCGAUGGCAUUUGUACUCCUCUGUUCCCAGGGUUUCUGUUUUGCAUUAACAGAAACGUCACAAGAGGCAGGUUUAAUGAAAUAACCCGCCACAGCUUGCAUACUGAUGAUGGCAAAUGUUUAUCUGUGCAGAAGUACUAGGAAAGAUUCUAAUAAAAUGUGAAGUGAAACUGUG